This is a messenger RNA of Rhodofomes roseus, 1407 nucleotides long. RefSeq lists its product as uncharacterized. The transcript has 14 exons. NCBI's taxonomy places the organism in Eukaryota, Fungi, Basidiomycota, Agaricomycetes, Polyporales, Fomitopsidaceae. The coding region runs from base 251 to 1309 and encodes 352 amino acids. The record is from RefSeq and is a predicted model, not a curated record.
AUGGGCGUGGUGGAUCUUCGCAGGGCCGAAGUGGGAGAAGGACGCCCGGAGAUGUUCGCAGAGAAAGCCGCCUCGCUCCCCACGCCAGAUCCGGGCCCUAGGCUUCUCCAAGGCUUCUCUCCGCAUAACAUGCGUCGACAUAUAUAGCGGCCUCGCCUCCGCCUCUUCUUGCUGCUCGAGUCAUCCCGCCCUCGUUCGGCGCGCCUACCCCCCUUCGUCUUAGAUCUUAGCGUUCGUCGGUCCCGCAGCAAUGGUCAAUUGGCAAUCCCAAGACGAGAUUGAGGCCGACUCAGUCGCCUUUGGCAGGUUCAUGCAUGCGCUUCUCGGCCUGUACCUCUGGGAGUUCUUCACCUCCGUCCCAUUCGAUUGGGAGUACAUUUCAGGCAAACGCAAGUUCCGAUGGCCCAUGAUCUUCUACUUCGCGAACCGGUACUUCCUGUUGUUCGCACUCAUUGGCAUAGCGAUUGCGCUGGACGUGACCACGGAGGUUAACUGCCAGGCGCUGUAUACCUACAACCAGAUAUUCGGUAAUGCAUCCAUCGGGCUUGCAAGCAUCAACCUUUCCCUGCGCACAAUGGCUGUAUGGUCCCAGGCAUGGUACAUCGUCAUCCCCCUCGUUGCGGUCAUCCUCGGUCACUGGUCGCUCCUGCUGCAUGGAAUCCUGAUCAAGGCGGCAUGGAUCCCGGGCGAGGGCUGCGCGAUCACCGACACGGACAACACGCUCCUCGCUGUGACGUUCAUCUACUCGAUGGCCUUCGACUUCAUGGUGCUUAUGCUGACCGCCUGGAAGCUCGCCUUCAACCAAUCCAGCGGCCACAAGCGGAGCAAGGUAGUUCAGCUGAUCUUCGGCGACGGGCUGAUCUACUUCAUGGUCGCAUUCCUCGCGAACCUGCUCGCAACUAUCUUCAUGCUGUUAAACUUGAACGCGGUCAUGUCGAUCAUCGCGAACGUUCCUGCGGCGAUCGCGUCUUCCAUCGUGGCAUGCCGCGUCGUGCGCCGGCUGGCAAAGUACACGACUUCCACAGUCGAAGUGUACAGCUCCGGCGUGAACUCGACGAUCGCGUUCAGUCGCGCGAACCGCAGCCGGACGAUGAACGCGACGGUGAACAUCCCCGACAAGAAGACGGUGGACAGCGGCGUGCACGUCCAGAUGGAGACGUUCGCGGAGAUCUCGGACAAUGUGCCGUCGGACCCGAGCUUCAUCCAGUACGACGCGGCGGGCAGGAUCGUCAAGGGGGACUUAGAGAGCUGCUACACCGGGGACAGCCCGACGAUCGCGGGCGACGAGUACAAGCGGCCGGAGUACUGAGCGUGCCCGAGGCUCGCCAUGCUGCAUUUCUCCCGCUGCUGCUCACGGACAGGCCGUGGCGCGGCUUCCUUUUCCGCUCGCAUCAGCUUUCCUCGCAC